AUGGAGGCAGCUCCAAAGACCAUGACGGGAGGCUGCCUCUGCGGAGCGAUUCGAUACACGGUCACGGGCGAGCCCAUGUUCUCGUGCAUCUGCUAUUGCAACGACUGCCAGAAGGUGACCGGGUCCGCGUUCGUCGCCAUCCUAGGCUUCACGGCAGCAAACUUCAAGAUCGCGGACGUGGAUCGGGCCGUCGAGCACGUUGGCCUCAACCACGCCAAGUCCUACAAGGGCACGGACAAGACGCAGAGCUUCUGCAAGCAGUGCGGCAGCGUCGUCUUUGGCGGCGAGUACGGGAAGCUCCCGUGGCACACGGUGUACAGGGGCACGCUCGACGAGCAGUUCCGUGACGAGCACCCGCCGACGGUCGCCAUGUUCGUGAGGGACAGACCUGAGUGGGCCAAGAUCGAAGGGCUGCAGGAGUUUGAGAAAAUGCCGCCUCAGGAGUGAGGAUAAACAUGUGGGGAAAAGAAAAGGAAAGAGGACGACAACCAAGUUGAGGGAGAU
Molecule: messenger RNA, 504 nt
Organism: Verruconis gallopava
Lineage: Eukaryota; Fungi; Ascomycota; Dothideomycetes; Venturiales; Sympoventuriaceae
Exons: 1
Coding region: 1-447 (148 amino acids)
Molecular function (GO): carbon-sulfur lyase activity
Source: RefSeq, a predicted model, not a curated record